AUGGUUCCCAAAACAAAGGAAGAGGAUGAGAAAUCCUCAGAAGCAAAGUCGUCUCUGAUUAUUCCUUCACUUCCUGAAGAUGUCAUCAUUGACAUCUUAGCGCAUUCAUCAAGAUUCGACCAUCCAACACUCUCUCUUGUUUCCAAGCACUUUCGAUCACUCGUUGCUUCGCCUGAUCUAUACGCAAGAAGAUUUUUGUUGGCCUGCACUGAGGACUAUCUCUACGUUGCACUCUAUGACAUAAGCACCUGUUAUUCUUAUAGUUGGUAUAUCCUCUGCCGUAAAUCCAACGGCAGUCACAGCUUGGUCCCUGCCCCCUCGACAAUUCCCUCUAUGUAUUACCCUGAAAGCUCUGUGGCAGUGGGUUCCAGGAUAUAUGUUUUUAGUGGGAUUGACUAUACAAAUAAGAGGACAAAUGCGUUUUGCAUGGAUUGUAGAUCCCACAUGGUGGAACCCAUCCCAAGCAUCCCUGUUCCUUUGGUUUGUACAUUCGCUGGCUUCAUCGACGGGAAAAUAUAUGUUAUUGGAAUUGGACUUUGCUAUGAUGAUAGAAAGAGUGUGAUUGUGGUGUUCGAUAUAGAAACACAAAAGUGGGAGCGUGUGAUGAUUAAGCCAGAGAUUGAGGAAGCUCUCAGAACAAGAUAUACAGUACUUGUAUGGUGA
Messenger RNA from Raphanus sativus (radish), 663 nucleotides. Its product is annotated as F-box/kelch-repeat protein At4g38940-like. The record is from RefSeq and is a predicted model, not a curated record. The transcript has a single exon. Lineage: Eukaryota; Viridiplantae; Streptophyta; Magnoliopsida; Brassicales; Brassicaceae. Gene Ontology annotation, molecular function: protein binding. Bases 1 to 663 code for a protein of 220 amino acids.